AUGCUACAGAGGUUCCUACUCGAGGCGUACGCUGACGCCGCCGUUGAAAUGAAGGCCGCUGCUGGAUCGCUCAGAUGUUUCGUCGGUAUUGUUGCCGAUUACAACAACCUCUCUAUCGGUACUGAGGUAUUCUGCAAUGGACUCUGUGGCUCAAUCUCCACAUCCCUUGGUGGCAGCAAAUUCACUACCUACAAUUGCUUCCCGCAAACCUUUUGCGAUACUGCUGGCCUGAACGCAACUUGUACUACCAUUUUCCUCGAUCGUGAUCUCACUGGAUGUUGCUGUAACACCGACAACUGUAACACAGCUGGCACCAACAUCAACACUACUAUUCCCGUUCAACCUGCCGAAGAACCAGUUGCCUGCUACUCGGGUUGGGCAAUCAACGGUGUUAUCAAUAAGUGCAUGGAUCUUGAACCUGGAGUUGUCAGAGGAUGUUGCUGCGAUUGGGAUGCUUGCAUUAAUCCAACCGUUCCCGACAAGCCACUUAUGUGCUAUGUUGGAAUGCUUGCUCCCAAAGCCGGGAUCAACGUUGGAGCUGAGGUGGCUUGCACUGGACGAUGCGCCUCGUUAAGCGGAGUUGUGAAUGGCGACAACGUCGUCACCUUCCAUUGUGUCCCACGUCAAGUAUGCAAGACUUUCGUGAACGCCAACGCCUGCGCCACACUACAAGGAGAUAGAGAGAUCACUGGAUGCUGUUGUAAUGACAGAGACAGCUGCAACAUCUAUCAGCAGAACGUUACCGGAAUCGUCAUCCCUACCCCUAGCCCAGCAGUGGAGUUCCCUAUCUCGUGCUGGUCAGGAAUCUACGUAAAUGGAGCUCCGAUGACCAGCGUCGGAUUUACAACCUGCAAUGGCCAGUGCGCUUCCGUCACAUUGAAUACCACCAUCAAUGGAGUCUCCCACACCGCCUCACUUUAUACCUGCGAUCCUACGUCUGUUUGCCAGGCGCUGAACAUGACCAACAAGUGCAACAUUUACGAGCCAGGAAUCGGAGGAUGCUGCUGUGACACCGAUGCUUGUAUCUACCCACCAAAGAACAGAAGCCCUGCAAAUCGUCUGAUGUGCUAUGUUGGAAUGUACGCACCUAAGGCAGGAGUCAACGUCGGAGGAGAGAUAGCCUGUGAUGGCCAGUGCUCGAGCCUUCAAGGAAUCGUCAACGGAGAUACGGUCACCACGUUCCAAUGUGCUCCCUUGAGCGUAUGCAAAAGUCUCGAAAUCGACAACGCCUGUACCUCGCUGCCAGGAGAUCGUGAAGUCACUGGAUGUUGUUGUGACAAUGCCAACAACUGUAACGUCGCUAACUACAGUAUGAUCAUCCCACCCACAGCCCCUUCAGGAAGCGAUUUCCCGAUAUCAUGCUGGAGUGGAGUGUAUGUAAAUGGAAACCCGAUUACCAAGGCUGGGUACAUGUCCUGUAACGGUGACUGCGCCUCGGUCACUCUUCAGACCACGCUCAACGGUCAACAACACAAUGCCACAAUGUACAUGUGCGAUCCAGUAGCUGUCUGUCAAGCCUUAAAUCGUCUGCGGCGGAAUCUGCUCUUCCCUGAAUGCCAUGGUCAAUGGCGACAACGUGACUACCUACCAAUAGCACUUGGCGCCUAUAACAGUUGUAACACUCUGAAGGGAGACCGUGAAGUGACAGGAUGUUGUUGUGACUCAUCGAACUCGUGUAACACUCCUCCCGGUAGCCCUGGUAAUUAUCUUCAGUGCUACGUUGGUAUCAAGGCCCCGAAUGCUGGAGUGAACGUUGGUGCUGAGGUCUACUGCGAUGGCAUGUGUUCAUCAUUGAGUGGAGUCGUUAACGGCGACAAAGUCACCACUUUCCAAUGUGCUCCGAUAAGCGUUUGCAAAUCCCUGGGCAUCGACAACGCCUGCACCGGUCUGCCAGGAGAUCGCGAAAUCAGUGGAUGUUGCUGUGAUUAUGCGAACAGCUGCAAUCUGCAAAUGACCAACAAUACUGACGUCAGUUCCCUUGAAAUUACUGAAACUAACUCAAUCAGUCUUAAAAGUGGG
This is a messenger RNA of Cooperia oncophora, 2019 nucleotides long. NCBI's taxonomy places the organism in Eukaryota, Metazoa, Nematoda, Chromadorea, Rhabditida, Trichostrongylidae. The record is from the annotation of a GenBank genome assembly.